This is a messenger RNA of Fusarium poae, 894 nucleotides long. RefSeq lists its product as uncharacterized. NCBI's taxonomy places the organism in Eukaryota, Fungi, Ascomycota, Sordariomycetes, Hypocreales, Nectriaceae. The transcript has 2 exons. The coding region runs from base 1 to 894 and encodes 297 amino acids. The record is from RefSeq and is a predicted model, not a curated record. Gene Ontology annotation, molecular function: phosphoprotein phosphatase activity.
AUGACAGGCUACGCACCCUCGGGUGUCCUGAAGGCGGCGCCAAAGUCGAUGAAUAUACCUGGUCUCACACUGGCGCAACCAGGCGCUUUCUCGAAUGCGACCAAGGGCCCUCAGAACGGUCAAAUAAACACUGAACAGAAGGCUCGUAAGGGAAUUAAAAGGAAGAGCAAGAGACAUGCCCCAGAGGCGCGAAAACCCCGUUCCCAAUCCCCUCCAAAAGUCCCCAGCAAAGGUUCUGGGGGCGUCCCAGAGCCCACACCAAAAUACCUGGCACAAGCAAAUCUCGCUCCGGAACGUCUGAGUCAACCACGCCGUAUACUUGUAGUCAUUGACUUGAAUGGAACGCUUCUCCACCGUCCCAACAAGAAGCGUCCCUUCGAUUUCACCGAGCGACCUCAUGCGAAGACCUUCCUGGGCUACUGUAUCGAGACUUUUCAUGUUGCCAUUUGGUCCUCAGCCCGCCCCGAAAACGUCGAGAAGAUGGUAGAGAAGCUCCUGACGCCCGAACAGCGUGAGCAAUGCCUUGUUACCUGGGGGCGUGAUUCCUUCAAUCUGUCAAAAGAAGACUACAUGACAAAAGUCCAAGUCUACAAGCGUCUCACAAAGAUAUGGACUGAUCCAAGAGUUAUGGCCGCUCAUCCUCGGGCUUCUGAAGGGGGUCUGUGGGACCAGACCAAUACUAUUCUCGUCGACGACUCGUUUGAGAAGGGCCGCAGCGAGCCUUUCAACACCCUCACGCUUCCUGAAUUCAGCGGGUUGGAUAGAGAGAUCCCUAACGUCUUACCCCAGGUGCACGACUACAUUAAUGAGCUAUCCUAUCAAGUGGAUAUCAGUCGCUUUGUACGACGAUCGCCAUUUCAGCUUAAUUCGAACUAUAUCCUGCCGGAAGAAUGA